AUGAAGAAAGAUUUGUCUGAAGGUAUCAUCGAGAAUGAGAAAGUUUCUAAAAAUAAAAACAAUAAUCUAUAUAAUGAAUAUAGAGAUAAAGUUAUUUGUGUUAAUAAUAUAGAAAUAAGCAAUGCUUCACUAUACAAAAGAUCUUUAAUAAUGGCUUCUUCAACAAUACAGUUUGCUGAUAUAUUGCAAGGAGAUAAAUCUGUUAUAGGAGAACACAAAUUGGAAAAUUCUCAAAUUGUUAACUCUCAAAUAUAUAUAGGCAUAGAAGGUGAUUAUACAAUACAACAACAAACUACUUUUAACGAAGCUUCAAAUAAUUCAACUUCUCAGCAUAAUAUUUAUUAUCAAGUUGCAAAUAAAAAUCUUGAAAACUAUCCUUCCAAGAUGAAACACCAGAUUCACACAAAAUAUAACACUCAUAAACAUGUUUAUGAGAUUUGUGAUUUAGUAAAAAUUCAAAUUGCCAAAAUUGAUUAUAGGCCUAGUGAUCAUUCUAGUGUAGUUUUACUACUUAAACUAAAAGAAUUUCCAGAGCUGAAUAAUCCUCUAAUCAAUAUAACUGUUAGUAUAAUUGAAGCCACAAGAUUGCAAUCUAAUGCUCUUGCUAGUAACAAA
Messenger RNA from Scutellospora calospora, 615 nucleotides. The record is from the annotation of a GenBank genome assembly. Lineage: Eukaryota; Fungi; Glomeromycota; Glomeromycetes; Diversisporales; Gigasporaceae.